AGAAAGAGAGGGAGAUAUUGGCCUCUAAAUCUGAAGUCAGCCACCUCAAAUUUGGAGGCUGGCAAUGUCGUCUCGCUCACUGUUGUUGGCCUGAGAGAGAGAGAGAGGUGAGGAGAGCCGACGAGACGAAGCCAACAACGAUGGAGCAUGAAGGAGGGAUAGGGACGCAGAGGAUGAAUGAUGGCGGUGUGGACUUUGUCGCCGACGUUGGUGGAUGUGGCGCGGAGCAGCGGUCUGGAAGAGAAGACUUAGAUGUUUGUUCUGUCGAUUUUUUAUUCUGGCUGUCAAAAGCACAUUGGGUCGGGAUACUUAGGUGGAUUACUUACCUGGCAUCCCCGUGCCUGGAAAGUUUUUCUCCUCCAUGUCAUGCAAAGCGUUGGAUUCACCAAGAGUGGAGCUCGGUAUAUACAUCCAACGGACCAGAACGACUUAUCGCCACCUACAUAAGCAAAGCCCACUUUUCCUCGCUGAAAAAACCCUAAACCCUAAACCCCCUCCAAUUUCAGCUCUUCUUCCCUCUCUAUACAACGCCGAUACUGACUGUUUUAGAGAAACUAGGAGAGGGUUCCACGGAUAAAGUUGAAGCUCGAAACGCCUGCGUUUCGACUGCUCGAUGGCGCUUUACCUGCUCUAUGAAGCAGCUUCAGGCUACUCUCUGUUCCUAGCUCAUGGCAUCGACGAAAUCGGUCAGAACACCGACGCGGUUCGGAGCUCCGUUUCUGACCUAAACCGGUUCGGGAAGGUGGUCCAGCUCACAGCUUUCCACCCAUUUGAGUCUGCCCUCGAUGCCCUUAACCAAUGCAACUCAAUCUCUGAAGGGGUUAUGACUGAUGAGUUGAGAAACUUUUUGGAAAUUAAUCUCCCAAAAGUGAAGGAUGGUAAGAAGCCAAAGUUCAGUUUGGGGUUGGCUGAACCUAAGAUCGGGUCUCAUAUCUUUGAAGCGACAAAAAUUCCUUGCCAAAGUAAUGAUUUUGUCCUUGAGCUGAUUCGUGGAGUGCGGCUACAUUUUGAUAGGUUUAUCAAGGACCUAAAGCCUGGGGACUUAGAGAAAGCCCAGCUUGGUCUAGGGCACAGUUACAGCAGGGCCAAGGUCAAGUUCAAUGUGAACCGAGUUGACAAUAUGGUGAUUCAAGCAAUCUUCCUUCUAGAUACCCUUGAUAAGGAUGUCAAUUCCUUCUCCAUGAGAGUCAGAGAAUGGUACUCUUGGCAUUUUCCUGAAUUGGUGAAGAUUGUCAAUGACAAUUAUCUCUAUGCUAAAGUGUCAAAAUUUAUAGAAGACAAGUCAACAUUGUCUGAAGACAAACUUCCAGAAUUGACUGACAUUGUUGGAGAUGAAGAUAAGGCAAAGGAGAUUAUAGAAGCUGCCAAAGCAUCCAUGGGUCAGGAUUUGUCUCCAAUUGACUUGAUUAAUGUUCAGCAAUUUGCACAGAGGGUGAUGGAUCUAUCUGAGUACAGGAAAAGGCUUUAUGAUUAUCUGGUUACUAAAAUGAAUGACAUUGCACCCAAUUUGGCCUCCUUAAUUGGUGAAGUAGUUGGAGCGCGUUUGAUUUCUCAUGCUGGUAGUCUUACAAAUUUGGCUAAAUGCCCUUCUUCUACCCUUCAGAUCCUCGGCGCAGAGAAAGCUCUCUUCAGGGCAUUAAAAACCAGGGGAAACACACCCAAAUAUGGACUGAUAUUUCAUUCAUCUUUUAUUGGUCGAGCAUCUGCAAGGAACAAGGGCCGAAUGGCUCGUUAUCUUGCAAACAAGUGCUCUAUUGCUUCUCGCAUUGAUUGCUUUGCAGAUAGUAGCACUACUGUUUUUGGGGAGAAACUUCGUGAGCAAGUUGAGGAGCGACUUGACUUUUACGACAAGGGUGUUGCACCUCGCAAAAACAUUGAUGUCAUGAAAUCUGCAAUCGAGAAUACUCAAAGCAAAGACACAGAGAUGGAGACAGAAGACGUUCCUACUGAAGCUUCAGGGAAGAAAAGCAAGAAGAAGAAGUCAAAGGCUGCAGCUAAUGGUGAUGAUAUGGCUGUGGAUGAACCAGCUGAGACUACAAAUGGAGAUGCCGGUGAGGGUAAAUCUGAAAAGAAGAAGAAGAAGAAGGACAAGCGGAAGUUGGAUCAGGAGGAUCAACCCAUGGAGGAUGCGAAUAAUGGGCAUGUUGAGGAGGAUGGAGCAGCCAAACAGAAGAAAAAGAAGAAGAGUAAACAUGAAAAUGGAGAGGAUCUACAGGCUGCCAGCGAUGUCAAGAAGAAGAAGAAAAAAUCAAGAAGUGAAGACACCGACUAAAUUUUGACGAAUGUUCUGGUGCUUGAGGGACAUGUGGAUAUAUCCUGGGUUGUUGCCCUUAUGCUGUUUUGUUCUACAGUUUCUUGGUAGCGUUUUAUGUUAUCAAUAUGAACCAUGUUGAACACUCCCCUAUGUACCUUUCUAGUUGCACUUUCUCUUAAUUUGAAUUUAUUUUUAACAUCUGUGUUCUGCGGAUUUGGCAAUGGUUGUGAUCUUAGGAUCAUAUUAUAGUUGUGCAGAAUAGAAAUUGUAGUACAAUGUAGGCUUUUGACGAUUUUCACGUUCUAUAAAGCUGUUUGUGGU
This is a messenger RNA of Prunus mume (Japanese apricot), 2575 nucleotides long. NCBI's taxonomy places the organism in Eukaryota, Viridiplantae, Streptophyta, Magnoliopsida, Rosales, Rosaceae. The record is from RefSeq and is a predicted model, not a curated record.